GCGUGAACACCACCCUCCCGCGAUAAAAACGCGGCGCGCGCGACCGGUCGCGCGUAUUCCGAUCUCGUUUGCUCGGCUACUCACAACAGUGCGAUGCCUCCCCAGCCCAGCGGUAAGGCCGUGAAGAAGGCCGGCAAGGCGCAGAAGAACGUGCGUGCCACCGACAAGAAGAAGAAGAAGCGCCGCAGGAAGGAGAGCUUCUCCAUCUAUAUCUACAAGGUGCUGAAGCAGGUGCACCCGGACACUGGAGUCUCCAGCAAGGCCAUGUCUAUCAUGAACAGCUUCGUGAACGACAUCUUCGAGCGUAUCGCCGCGGAGUCGUCCCGUCUGGCUCACUACAACAAGCGCUCGACCAUCACGAGCCGGGAGAUCCAGACUGCCGUGCGUCUGCUGUUGCUCGGCGAGCUGGCCAAACACGCCGUGUCCGAGGGCACCAAAGCCGUCACCAAGUACACCAGCUCCAAGUAGGCGACCGAGCGCCCGUCCGCCCAGCCCACACCCAACGGCUCUUCUCAGAGCCACCCAAAGUGUCUGUAUUGGCAUUGGGAUGUAGUGAGAAUCUCGACAAUUCCGUCCGUUCCCUCUGUUCGACGCUUCCUCGUUUAGAAAAAAAAACCCGACGCGCGCUGUCGGACAACGCGUUCUCAUUGCGACAGCGCGUGUGCUAAAAGUUUCGUAGCAGAAACGCACAGAACGCCAUGCGCUCAGCACAACAACACAAACAAAGCGAGUAUAGGGCGCGUGAGCAGACUCCGCGCGAGCGGCCACGUUCGCCUGCACUAAUUGCCACGGCGCGUGUUUCGCACACCUAGGCUGAUGAGGCGGUCGUUGCUGCACAUUUACUUAAUUCUGAUGUAGCGUAAGUUUUAAAAGCAGGCAGCCCUCAUCCCUUUUUUCACAUUUUAUUUCUUCUUUUCGGUCGACGCGCAUUUGCGGGUCCCGAGGUGUGCCUCUAUGGCUGCUAGAACUAAUGUCGUCGGUCGCUGCGUGUGCUAGAAUGCCCACUCGGCGGCCGCCCGCACGUAUAGAGCAGUGCUCCGGACUGAAAUUUAGAGCCGCGUGCUGUCAGCGCCGCAUCGCUGUAGCAGUGGCUGGCGAGCGGAAAUGCGUUAGCACGUUCACGAAGCAGCAGCGCGUAAGGGAAAUUUUACGCUGUUAUUACAAAUGUAGUGGUAAUUUGAAGUGGAAAAAGGAUAGAUGCGCGCGGCUCUC
Dermacentor andersoni is the source of this 1212-nucleotide messenger RNA. The record is from RefSeq and is a predicted model, not a curated record. NCBI's taxonomy places the organism in Eukaryota, Metazoa, Arthropoda, Arachnida, Ixodida, Ixodidae.